ACAUUAUUAUAAAUUUCUACACCGGUUCGAGAUUACAAGUUCGUUCGUUUAAUUAACCAAUAAGAAAAGAAGUUACGUUUACCAAUCGUCAAUCUCGAUACAAGAGAAAGUGACACUUGAAGGCCAUUGAAACUUCGUAUUAAAUGACCUGCUGUAAACUUUAAGUUAUAAAUGCAUAAAACUUAUAAGCAAUUAAGAAAGCAUUUUAUCUCUUCUAAUAAACCAUUGACAUCCUACAAUGAUUCUAGGCUAUCCUUAUACAAGCAAAUCCAAAAUGUAUCGUGGGUUUAGGAAUGAUAUUUUAUGUGGCUCUCUAUGGUUCUUAUGACACGGUCGAGUCUUUGGACCGUCAAACGAGAGAGCGGUUUGCUUAAGAGAGUAUGCUUCGGUGUUUUUGUUACGUAUAGCGGAACACCCGUUAACAGUACCGAACAGUAGAGCAAUUUGUUUAAAUGAGUACCGGGUCGACAGCUUUCGUAGAGAAACGGUCAGCACAGGCGUGCACUAUUCUAAGAGAGAUUUAUCUUUAAUCUUACGGUAUGUUGCCACCGAGGCAUGCGGUGACAGGAGGGAUCUCUAUGCUACAGUAUCAAGAUCGAGGAGAUGAUUGGAAAGAAAGAUGCAAGUAAAAUCAUAUACGAGCCAAAAAAUUUAAGAUGUCAAAUUUCAACAACUGGUGCCACCGAUUGCCUCUUUCAAGUAAUAGAAUGGGUGAUUGGUUGAAUCUGUCGUAGGCAUUCGUUGUCGUCUUAAUUUUGCUGCCUGCAUGCAUCUACCAUAAUUGUAUCAAAAAAAAUUACAGACUUUUUAAAAUAAACUUGUUUAGGUUGUUUAUUGCUUGAAUAGUAAUGCACACGUAUUUCACUUUCGUAUUUUUGAAUUAUUAUAAAAUUUGAUAGAAAAUAAUUUUAUUCUUACAAUAUUGUAUUGGGUUUAUACUGUUUGCUCCUAAGAUAUGAAGAGAUGGAGAGAGACAUUUGCAUACCAUAAACAACCUCCCAGAUGAUCUUGUUACUUUGCAUAAGGGACCGAUCCCAAGGGUGCUCUCUUAAGUGGACUUGACUGUACGUAGUAACUGCAAAAAGUCAAUUUUACUUGAUGAUGGCUGGCCAGACGAGACAGUUAAGGUGUAGACCUACUACUCAAAUCUGGAAGAGCAACUCUUCGAGAUAUGUUGGGGCCUAUCCCUUGCAAUCUGGCUGCCCCUAUUGUGGAUCUGGCAGCAGGUGUGGAAAAAAGGCUCCGUUGGUGCUUGCAGAACAAAAAAGAGGCAAAAAAAGAAAACAGCUUGUGACGUAUCGGUAAAAUUAAAAUAGCAAAAGAAGAAAACUGGAGCAAGAGACGUGAGUUGUACAAGACAAUGUGGGCAAGGGUAGAGUCGGAAAUAGAGAGCAUUCAAGAAACUGCUCAUAAGAGUAUUAUUAAAGACAUUGUGAAAUUUGUCGAAAGAGGGACGACUUUGAGAAAACUUUUGGAGAUUCCGACCUGUGCCAUAGUUUUAGGUGUCAACACCCCUGAUCACUUCCAAUUUUUUAAUCUGCUGUCGAGGAAACUGGAAUCGUUAACAACUCACGUGGUAAUUUUAAACUCUAGGGACUGCUCGAACAUUGCAAGUAUGGUCCAGAAAACUGUAACUGGUUUUGUUAAAGAUAGUGAAUGGGACGAGGGUUCUCAAUUGACAAAGUAUAAUUACACAUUUUCUUUAUUAGAAUCAUGGUAUAUGUCAAAAAUUCAAUUAAAACAGUUGCCAAAGAAAUGUAAAUCACCAAGAAAAAAGAAAAAAUUGGAAGAGUCUAUGGUUAAUCCGCCACUUGUAAUUGUCUUAGACAAAUUUGAAACUUUUAAUCCCGAUAUCUUAGAAAAUUUUAUCCUCGUUUGCAAUUCUUACAUCGACAAAAUUCCCCUGGUUUUAAUUUUUGGAGUUGCAACUGCCAUGACUACGGUUCACACUUCUUUAACUCAGAAAGCCUCCUCUUGUUUAGCAAUAGAAUCGUUUUAUUCGCUCUCACCUGUCGAUUACCUGUCACAAGUUCUACAGAUUAUCAUGAACCCCUCUUUGCCGUUCAAAAUGGGACCGAAUGUAUUUAGAUUAGUAGUCGAUUAUGUCCUCUUCUAUGAUUUUUCUGUUACGAAUCUGAAGCGUCUUCUAAAGUUUUGUCUCUUUGAACAUUUCUUUGAAAAUAAUGCUUCUAUACUCUGCUGUAAUGAAAAUACAAUAGCUGAUAAUGUGAGAAAAUUGUCAAAAACAGAGCUAGAUGACAUCACAGCAUUACAUUCUAUCAAAAGUCAUCUAGGUGGUUCGAAACCAAACAACAGGAGAACUCCAAUAAAACAAAAUAUUCAGAAAAUUAUUAUAGAUUCUUUACAAAACAUCCAUACAAAUGCAUCCGAGAUCGAUUGUUUAAUGCCAUGUUUGCACGGGUUAGUGAAAGAUAUACCAGGACAACCUUUCGGUAAACAAAUUCGAGAACUUUAUCAAUUAAUUCUCGAAAGAGAUGUAUCAACUACCGAAGAAUUUGAAAAAUCUUUUAAAUUAUUUGGCAUGAUGUCGACGGAAGACAUGGUUAGAAAUUUGGAAAAUUUUAUAUGUAUUCUGAAUGAACAGUACAAUGGACGAAAGGUAGAAUCAUUGGUAAGGAUUGGAACAGAUAUUAAGGAUUAUCUUGAAAAAUUGAAAAAAUUGCCCGAGAACUUGCCUAUUAAUGUUGAGGAAAAAGCAAAAUCAAUUAUGUUAAAUUGGGGUAAAAUGACCAGUAGAUCACAAUUGAAAGAGAAACUUAAAGAUCUGGUUGAACAUAAGAAGGAGACACCUCAAGAAGUAUGGUGUAAUGAUUUAAUUAGUUAUUUGAAAAGUGUUUUUGGCAAGCUUACGAGCCCUUCUAAUCUACCACUUCACGAAGUGUUUUAUUUUGAUGAUGUCGCAGCUGUGGAGAGGCAUAUGUUGCCUUCGCCGAGAGCUUCACUACAAAGUGCUUUACGAGAUCCACAUAAUUAUCUUCAGUGUUCUUGUUGCAAGUUAAAAGAUUUGGAUGAGAUACCAUCAUCGUUACCAGAUAUAUGUAUUGCAUAUAAACUCCACUUAGAAUGUGGUCGAUUGAUUAAUCUUUACGACUGGUUUCAGUCAUUUUGUAUGAUAUUACAAAAGAAAAAACAGAAAAAAGCUAAAAAUGGAAAGAAGGAGGAUUCUGUUUUAUUUGCAAGAUUUAUGAAUUGUGUAACUGAAUUACGGAUGUUAGGAUUUAUUAAACCCACACAAAGAAAAACGGAUCAUAUGAUGAGAUUAACUUGGGGAUUUUAAUAUUUUAUAUUUUAAAACUUUUUAUAAAUUUUUAAGAUUUUAUAAGCGAUAAAAUUGUAAAUAGAAAUAAAUUUUAUAUGUAUACAUGUUUUUAAAAGUGUGUCAAUGGUGUAAAACUUUGAUUGAAUUAAAUAACAAGCAUUUCUAAUUCUUA
Centruroides sculpturatus (bark scorpion) is the source of this 3452-nucleotide messenger RNA. RefSeq names its product origin recognition complex subunit 3-like (gene Orc3). Gene Ontology annotation, cellular component: DNA replication preinitiation complex; nuclear origin of replication recognition complex; nuclear pre-replicative complex. Gene Ontology annotation, molecular function: DNA replication origin binding. Bases 1361 to 3298 code for a protein of 645 amino acids. Gene Ontology annotation, biological process: DNA replication; DNA replication initiation. The record is from RefSeq and is a predicted model, not a curated record. NCBI's taxonomy places the organism in Eukaryota, Metazoa, Arthropoda, Arachnida, Scorpiones, Buthidae. The transcript is spliced from 19 exons.